AUGCGGGCAUUAAAGGAGCCAGUUUUCGUAUCGUUUUGCCUAUCCUUGUUCUUCAUGCUUACUGCAUAUUGGGUCCCAUUUUUCAUCAUUCCCACCUUUGCACAAUUCAAGUUAGGGACCUCCAGUGAGCUGGCCUUUUAUCUGCUUGUCAUCACGAAUUCAGCAUCGGUGUUUGGGCGCAUUCUGGCUGUGCUGACAAUUCAAAAAUUUGGAGUGCCGGAAAUGCUGCUUGCAUUUACUGUCAUAUCUACCAUCCUACUCUUUGGAUGGUUAGGGAUAACAAGCGUGGCUCCAUUCAUUGUCUGGGUAGUGCUUCUGGGGAUCUUCAUCACCCCGCUGGCAGUUCUCGUGCCCGCUGUUAUCCCCCUGGUAUGCCCGGAUAAAAAUGUCGUGGGGACAUGGAUGGGAAUGGCGUGGGCAGCAGCGGCGUUGGGAGUCCUCGUGGGUAAUCCGGUGGCCGGUGCACUGAAUAAUUUGGCGACAGGAACGUUCUGGAAGACGCAGGUUCUAAUCGCAGUAUCCAUGAUGGUCGCCGCCGUUUUCAUGUUGUAUGUGCAGCAACAAAUCGCGAAACAAAAACUGCGGUGA
Uncinocarpus reesii 1704 is the source of this 588-nucleotide messenger RNA. RefSeq lists its product as uncharacterized. Gene Ontology annotation, cellular component: fungal-type vacuole membrane. The coding region runs from base 1 to 588 and encodes 195 amino acids. Lineage: Eukaryota; Fungi; Ascomycota; Eurotiomycetes; Onygenales; Onygenaceae. The transcript has a single exon. The record is from RefSeq and is a predicted model, not a curated record. Gene Ontology annotation, molecular function: transmembrane transporter activity.